AUGAGAUUUGACUACACAAUUUCUGACGACCAGUUGGCCUUUUUGAAGUCUCUUAGUUCGAAGGCGUCUCAACAAGUACGUGUCAACUGUAAACAGAGAGAAGAUGAGACGGAACCAAAUUCGGCCUUACCGGGUGCAAAAGCUUCUUCAAUGGGCCCCGACCUGAUCGCACUUCUGGCAGACGAUGACACCAUUCUUGAUCAGCAUCAUCCAAAGAGAAGAUUCAAGGUUCCCGAGACUCGAUGCUUGAGCCAGGUAUGUCUUCAUUUAGUGCUGACUGUAUCGGUUAUCGCAUGA
This is a messenger RNA of Protopolystoma xenopodis, 297 nucleotides long. Lineage: Eukaryota; Metazoa; Platyhelminthes; Monogenea; Polystomatidea; Polystomatidae. The record is from the annotation of a GenBank genome assembly.